GCGUAGGGUUACAAAACCAGUGGAGUCUCCCCGCUGACCGUGAAUACAAAGAGCUGCGCAGUAUCCAUCUUCAAAGCUCUUCUACUGGUUGCAGCACUGGUUUUUCCUGGGUCACAGCUAAACAACACGAACUCACAAUGCCUUCUACCAGAUCACUCGUCGCUGUCGGCGCGACAAUUGGACAAGCUUUGGCAAAUGCCGUGCCCAAAUAUGCCCAGAUUGUUGACCAGAAAAGCUUCAAUGUUCUGCCUGUCGUCCCACCUGCCGUCGAAUUCAAUGCAACCAACCUGUUUAUAUGGCCUGGCGCAACCGCGGAAUCACUCCUAGCCAAACCUUUCCACAUUUACGACCCAGAAUUCUACGAUGUGAUUGGCAAUGAUCCGUCUCUGACUACCAUCGCAACCUCACCAUCGGAUCCUCUCUUCCACGAGGCCGUAACGUGGUACCCUCCUACCAACGAAGUUUUCUUCGUUCAAAACGCCGGACCACCUGCUGCAGGUACUGGAUUGAACAAGUCUGCUAUCAUCCAAAAAGUCGCCAUCGCCGAUGCCGAGAGGGUGCGCAAAGGAACUCUGAAGUCGGCGCCCAUCUCAAUUGUCAACACAUCGAACCCUCAGAUCAUCAACCCCAAUGGUGCUACCAUGUAUAAAGGAAAGCUUAUUUUCGCUGGUGAGGGUCAGGGUGACCGUGUGCCAUCAGCUCUUUACGUCAUGGACCCUACUCCACCUUACAAGACUACUACUCUUCUCAACAACUUUUUUGGCCGCCAGUUCAAUUCGCUCAAUGACCUUGUUGUCAACCCUAUGAACGGUGAUCUCUACUUCACUGACACAAUCUACGGCUAUGUCCAGGCCUUCCGUCCCUACCCUGGCAUUCAACAGCAAGUGUACCGUUACAACUUCAACACCGGUGCUAUCACCGUUGUAGCCGAUGGAAUCGAGCACCCCAACGGAAUCGCAUUUUCCCCUGAUGGCAAGAAGGCCUAUGUUACUGAUACCGGUAUUGCCAAUGCCAACUUCGGCCUCAAUCUGACCGCCCCUGCAUCCGUCUACUCUUUUGAUGUUACCAAGGAUGGUACUUUCAACAACCGCCAGACUUUCGCCUUCACCCCAGCCUUCAUCCCAGAUGGUAUCAAGAACGACUCUAAGGGUCGAGUAUACGUUGGUUGCGGCGACGGCGUCUGGGUCUACAACGCCGCUGCCAAGCUUAUUGGCAAGAUCUAUACUGGAACGACUGCUGCCAACUUCCAAUUUGCUGGAAACGGCCGCAUGAUCAUUACUGGACAGACCAAGCUGUUCUACGCCACCCUGUCUUCUUCCACCACCGGCACAGCAAUCCAAUAGACGCACGUAUAUGUAGUACCUUAGACUUGUUGCAUUUGUACAGUAGCGCAAUACCGAGAAGACCUCAUGAGUCGUGUAUCGGGUCGAUAUAUUCAAAACAUAAUGUAAUGUCGAUUUCUGAACCAAUAGAUCCAUGCUGCAUGUAUGUGGUACAAAUGUAUGACGGAAAUGAGUG
This is a messenger RNA of Bipolaris sorokiniana ND90Pr, 1518 nucleotides long. RefSeq lists its product as uncharacterized. Bases 138 to 1343 code for a protein of 401 amino acids. Lineage: Eukaryota; Fungi; Ascomycota; Dothideomycetes; Pleosporales; Pleosporaceae. The record is from RefSeq and is a predicted model, not a curated record. The transcript has 4 exons.